AUGAACGACUAUGUCCAAACAAGAUAUGCACAGAGUAAGUUGGUGACAGUCUCAGAGGAAUUUGGACAGAACAAUCAGAAACAGCACAUUCUGGGAGGGAAGAAGAUCAAUAACAUAUGGGGUGCAGUGCUACAGGAACAGAGUCAAGAUGCAGUAGCUAAUGAACUUUGUAUACUGGGAAUGGAGGGCAACAUUGACAAAAGCAGACAGUCAGAGACUUAUAAUUAUUUGCUGGCUAAGAAGUUAAUGAGAGAAUCACAACAACAGACUGGAAAACUAGACAAAGAAUUAGAUGAAUAUAUGCAUGACGACAAAAAACCCAGUCCAAAAGAAGAAGAAAAUGGACCAAGCCAUCUCAAACGUAAACGGCCUAUUAAAGACAGAAUAGGAAACAGAUUAGAAAUGAAUUAUAAAGGUCGGUAUGAGAUUACAGAAGAGGAUCCUGAAGAAAAAGUAGCAGAUGAAAUUUCUUUCAGGCUUCAGGAACCAAAGAAAGAUCUGAUAGCACGCAUAGUAAGAAUAAUUGGAAACAAAAAAGCAAUUGAACUGCUGAUGGAAACUGCAGAAGUUGAACAAAAUGGUGGACUUUUAAUAAUGAAUGGGAGCAGAAGAAGAACACCAGGUGGAGUUUAUCUAAAUCUAUUGAAAAAUACACCAAGCAUCAAUGAAGGACAAAUUAAGGAAAUUUUCUAUAUUGAAAAUCAAAAAGAAUAUGAAAAUAAAAAAGCUGCUAAGAAAAGGAGAGUACAAGUCUUGGGGAAAAAGAUGAAGCAGGCUAUUAAAGGUCUUAAUCUUCAAGAAUACGAUGAUGCAUCUCGAGAAACUUUCGCAAGUGACACAAAUGAGGCUUUGGCUUCUUUGGAUGAUUCACAGGAAGCACAUGGAGAAACAAAGUUAGAUUCAGAAGAAGCCUUUGAGAUUGAUCAUUCUGUUGAUUUGGAGGUCUUUUAAUAACAUCUUUAAUAGCUAGGGGAAUAAAUUUUUCUAAAAAACAAUUGAAGUUAACUUUUUUAUUACACUUUGACUAUUUCGUUUGCCUUUGCACAUGUUACCUAACUAAAAGACAUUUAAUUUUCUGUUUUGAAGAACACUGUAUGUGGGGGAUGAAACUAAUAAGAGAUGUUACCUGUUGUUUUUAAGUCUUGUCUGGCUAAAUAAAAAGCUCAAGUGU
Messenger RNA from Gracilinanus agilis (Agile Gracile Mouse Opossum), 1171 nucleotides. Its product is annotated as phosphorylated adapter RNA export protein-like. Lineage: Eukaryota; Metazoa; Chordata; Mammalia; Didelphimorphia; Didelphidae. Gene Ontology annotation, cellular component: nucleus. The transcript has 2 exons. The record is from RefSeq and is a predicted model, not a curated record. Gene Ontology annotation, biological process: snRNA export from nucleus. Bases 1 to 951 code for a protein of 316 amino acids.